This is a messenger RNA of Rhincodon typus (whale shark), 3006 nucleotides long. It is a transcript of the gene ksr2, whose product is annotated as kinase suppressor of ras 2. Gene Ontology annotation, biological process: protein phosphorylation. The transcript is spliced from 20 exons. Gene Ontology annotation, molecular function: ATP binding; protein kinase activity. The coding region runs from base 67 to 3006 and encodes 979 amino acids. The record is from RefSeq and is a predicted model, not a curated record. Lineage: Eukaryota; Metazoa; Chordata; Chondrichthyes; Orectolobiformes; Rhincodontidae.
UAUUAGUCAACAUUGCUACUCUAUAAUAAAAUAUUUCUUUUUCUCAAUUUCAAUUGAUUUCCAGCCAUGGAUGAAGACAAUACGGCAAAGAGCGAAGAACAGCAGCUAACUUUGCAGAAAGCAUUACAGCAAUGUGAAUUGGUCCAAAAUAUGAUAGACAUCAGCAUCUCCAGUCUGGAAGGGUUAAGGACUAAAUGUGCCACAUCAAAUGACCUCACGCAAAAAGAAAUAAGAACACUGGAGGGCAAACUAGUGAAGUAUUUCAGCCGCCAGCUUUCCUGUAAACGCAAGGUUUCCCUGCAUGAGCGAAGCGCUGAGUUAGAGGGAUUUCCUCACCUAGUGCAUUGGUUCCGGAUUGUAAAUAUCCGCAAGGAAGUGAUCAAGGACAUAACCCCUGAUCAACUGACUCUAGAAGCUCUUUUAGAGAUGACCGACGAGGAAGUGUGUGAAACAGUGAAGAAAUACGGAACAAGUAGCGAGGAGUGUGCCAGAUUAAAUGCCUCACUGUCCUGCCUAAGAAGAGUAUAUAAAUCAGGGAGUAGCCACUCCAGCCAGGACUGGGCUAUCCAGUGGCCUACAACAGAAACUGGCAAAGAGAACACUCCCGUCAGCCAAGCAGAACCAGUCCAGUGGCCUGGAUGCCAUACUGCGCACAGUCCCAAAUUCCCAUCAAAAUUCCUGCAGCAAGACUUCCAUUCAGUGCCUGUGCUGGGACCCACUUGUACAUACACAGAUAGACUAACCAUUGGAGAUCCAAUUGGACUUUACCCUACAUUUGAGAGUGGGCCAAGUUCUCUGCCACCUUCUCCACGACAACGGCAUGCCAUGCACACUCCUCCACGGACUCCUCCCAUAGUAACAACAAUGACACCUCCAGGAACUCCUCCAGUGAGGAGAAGGAAUAAGCUGAAGCCACCUGGAACGCCUCCGCCAACCUCUCGUAAACUGAUUCACCUCAUUCCUGGCUUCACUGCAUUACACCGAAGUAAAUCACACGAGUUCCAGCUCGGAAACAGAGUGGAAGAAACGCAAACGCCAAAAGCAAAGAAAAAGAACAAACCUCUAAACCUGAAGAUUCACAAUAGUGUUGGUAGCUGUGAGAACAUCCCUGCUCAGCGUUCCCCUCUCCUCUCCGAACGGUCUUUGCGCUCCUUCUUUGUGGGAUACCCAUCUUUUCUUCCUUCUACUCCUCCCGUUCACACCGAAACCAAUUUCUCAUCAAAUACAUUAUCAGUGCCUCGAUGGUCCCCACAGAUUCCUCGUAGAGAUCUGGGGAAUUCAAUUAAACACAGAUUUUCCACCAAGUAUUGGAUGUCUCAGACCUGCACAGUAUGUGGGAAAGGGAUGCUUUUUGGCUUGAAAUGUAAAAACUGCAAAUUAAAAUGCCAUAACAAAUGCACCAAAGAAGCCCCACCUUGUCAUUUACUCAUCAUUCAUCGUGGAGCAAGACUUGUGCGAACAGAAUCUGUGCCAUGUGAUAUUAACAAUCCACUUAAGAAGCCUCCUAGGUACUCUGAUCUGCACUCCAGCCAAACACUGCCUAAAACCAACAAAAUUAAUAAGGAUCAUAUACCUGUCCCUUAUCAGCCGGAUUCCAGCAGUAAUCCUUCAUCAACAACGUCGUCAACGCCGUCCUCUCCAGCGCCGCCUCUACCUCCCAACGCGACACCUCCUUCACCCCUUCACCCGUCACCACAGUGCACCCGGCAACAGAAACAAUUCAACCUGUCAGGUAUACUCACUAACAUUCGGUUGAGGACAAUCACAAGCAGUGACUUGCUUGAGAGCCACAGUCACACAAGCCCACCACAAGCUUCUCAUUAUUUCAAGUACAAGCAGCAGUUCAUUUUUCCUGAUGUCACACCCGAGGUACAAAGCCGAACUCCACAAGUUAUUCUCCAUCCUGUCAACUCAGAUCCCAUAAGUGAAGGAACUCCCUCACUUAGAGUGGAAGUGAAUGAACCCUCAUCAGAGAAUGAAGAUGCAAAUGAUGAAGCUUAUAAGUCUGAUGGUUCCGAAGAUGAUUUUGAAGAGAUGAACCUUUCAUUGCUAUCUGCACGUAAUUUUCCACGAAAAGCAAGUCAGACCAGCAUUUUCCUGCAGGAAUGGGACAUUCCAUUUGAGCAACUAGAAAUUGGAGAACUCAUAGGCAAAGGACGCUUCGGCAAAGUCUAUCAUGGUCGCUGGCAUGGAGAGGUAGCAAUCCGUUUGAUUGAUAUUGAAAGGGACAAUGAGGACCAUCUAAAACUUUUCAAAAGGGAAGUGAUGGCAUAUAGACAAACUCGACAUGAAAAUGUGGUACUAUUUAUGGGAGCCUGUAUGAGUCCCCCACACUUAGCUAUUAUCACCAGCCUCUGCAAGGGAAGAACUCUAUACUCUGUUGUUAGAGAUGCUAAAAUGGUGCUGGAUGUGAACAAGACCAGACAGAUUGCUCAGGAGAUUGUGAAGGGAAUGGGUUACCUACACGCUAAAGGAAUUAUUCACAAAGAUUUGAAGUCAAAGAAUAUUUUCUAUGAUAAUGGAAAGAUAAUAAUUACUGACUUUGGUCUCUUCAGCAUCUCUGGAGCUUUACAAGAGGGCAGGAGAGAGAGUGAAAUGCGGAUCCCUAAUGGUUGGCUGUGUCAUCUGGCUCCUGAAAUUAUUCAACAACUUUCUCCCUCGACAGAUGAAGACAAACUCCCAUUCUCCAAGCAAUCAGAUGUAUUUGCAUUUGGAACCAUAUGGUACGAGUUGCAUGCACGUGAGUGGCCUUUCAAGAAUCAGCCAACAGAUGCGAUAAUAUGGCAAGCCGGGAGAGGCAUGAAGCCUAGUCUAAGUCAAAUUGGCGUGGGCAAGGAGAUUUCGGAUAUCUUGCUCUUCUGCUGGGCCUAUGAGCAGGAAGAGCGUCCCAGUUUCUCGAAAAUCAUGGAGCUACUUGAGAAACUUCCCAAGCGAAAUCGCCGCCUCUCCCACCCUGGACAUUUUUGGAAGUCAGCUGAAUACGUUUCCCUUAGCUCCAAUGUGUGA